Podarcis muralis (Common wall lizard) is the source of this 2693-nucleotide messenger RNA. RefSeq names its product cytochrome P450 2J2-like. Gene Ontology annotation, cellular component: intracellular membrane-bounded organelle; cytoplasm. Lineage: Eukaryota; Metazoa; Chordata; Lepidosauria; Squamata; Lacertidae. Gene Ontology annotation, biological process: xenobiotic metabolic process. Gene Ontology annotation, molecular function: iron ion binding; oxidoreductase activity, acting on paired donors, with incorporation or reduction of molecular oxygen, reduced flavin or flavoprotein as one donor, and incorporation of one atom of oxygen; heme binding. The record is from RefSeq and is a predicted model, not a curated record.
GCUAAUUUUCUUCACCAUCUCUUUCAUUUGUUGAUUUUUAUUCUUAAUUUCUUGUAUUUUCUUAUCUGUCUACUUCAUUCCUUCUAAGACUUCUGUUAAUUUUUUCUUUAUUUCUUCAUUUUCUUUUUCAUUUUUUUCAUUGUGUUUUCUAAUUUUUCUAAUUUCCCAUCAAUUGUGUUGAUUUUUUCUUCCAACUCUUUUCUCAAUCUUCCCACGUCCAAUUUCAAACUAAUAAUAAGCUCCUUCAAAUCCAUUUCUUCAAGGCCUGAGUUUCUUCUUAGUUGUUGCUGUUGACUUCCAGUUCCAGUCAUCUGUUUUUUAAUUGCAUGAGACAUUUUGCGUUCUCUUUUUCAACCACCAGAUGUCCUUCUAUUACUUCAAUUUUCCUUUAUUACUGCUUUUCCUACUUUGUCCACUGUGUUCUUAUUUACUCAGUUUGCCAGCUUCUGCCCUCCUUUAAUCCUCUCUUUUACUAUUUUGUCUUCAUCACUUCCUCCUCCUUCCUCCUUCUUGAUAAUUACUCAGCUUCUUCAGGCCCUCGAUGCCAUCUUAUCUGUUAAAUUCCCCUCCUUUCCCCCACAGCGUUCCUUAUUCCUUUGCCCUUAUCUUUCCUUCAAGGACAUUCAGCUUCAAAGCAGCUGCUUCACUCCACCCAGCUCCAAUAACAGGCAGCCUGCACUGCUUUGCACUUUGUAGUGCAUUAGCCAAGAACACAGGUGUGGCUGCUCUAGUGGGAUCAGAUUCGGGUUUCCCUCAACAGACAGCAGACCAAUCUGCAAAAGGAACACCUAGGUGGGUUUGAAGAUGCUGCUGCAGCUGCUCUCUGUCCUCUGGGAGGCCUUGUCCCUGCAGGUCAUUCUGGUGUUUCUGGCUACAUUUCUACUUGUUGCUGAUUACAAGAAACAGAUUCGCCCAAGGAAUUACCCCCCAGGACCCAUGCUUCUUCCUUUGCUGGGUAAUAUGCUACAUGUGGAUUUCAAGAAGCCUCACAUUUCAUUACAAAAGCUUACAGAAAAAUACGGCAAUGUCUACAGUCUUCAGGUUGGAAGCAUGAGGUUUGUGGUUGUGAAUGGAUUGCAUCUGGUGAAAGAGGCUCUUGUCCAUCAGGGUGAAAACUUUGUAGAUCGACCAAGUAGUCCUGGUAUCCAGGGAAUAUAUGGGUCAUCUGGGCUGGUCUUCUCUAAUGGUCUCAUCUGGAAACAACAAAGACGAUUUGCCUUAUCAACACUCAGAAACUUUGGUAUGGGCAAAAGGUCUUUAGAAGAAAGAAUACAGGAGGAAAGCCGUUACUUAAACGAAGCAAUAGAAGCUGAAAAAGGGCAGCCAUUUGACCCUCAAUCUCAGAUUAAUAAUGCUGUUUCAAAUAUCAUCUGUUCCAUCACUUUUGGGGACCGCUUUGAUUACCAUGACAGCCGUUUCCAUAAGUUAUUGCACUUGCUUGAUGAGGCGUGCCAUAUUCAGGGAAGUUUUUGGAGUGUGCUGUAUGAUGUAUUUCCUACUGUUAUGAAGCACUUGCCAGGGCCCCAUCAGACACUUUUUAAAAAAUGGGGGCAGGUGAAAUCCUUUGUGAGAGAAAUCAUUGAAAAACACAAAGAAGACUGGAACCCAUCUGAACCCAGAGACUUCAUUGACGCCUACCUAAAUGAAAUGGCCAAGGUGAGAGAUGAAAAGGAGGAUGCCCCUUCCAGUUUCCAUGAAGAAAGCCUCCUACAAUCAACACUGGAUCUGUUUUCUUCUGGAACAGAAUCAACUUCUACAACCCUGCGCUGGGCUCUGCUGUACAUGGCCAUAUACCCAGAAAUUCAAGCAAAAGUCCAAGCAGAAAUAGAUUCUGUGAUUGGCCAGUCUCGCCAGCCAGCAGUGGAUGACAGGGACAGCAUGCCGUAUACCAAUGCGGUUGUUCAUGAAAUUCAAAGAAUAAGCAACAUUGUGCCUGCGAAUUCGCCCCGGAUGACAACUAAGGACACUACACUCGCUGGGUUUCAUAUUCCCAAAGGAACCAUAAUGUUCGCCAAUUUGACCUCUGUGCUGUUUGACAAGGAUGAGUGGGAAACACCUAAUGAGUUUAAUCCUGGCCAUUUCCUGGAAAAUGAUCAGUUCAUGAAAAGGGAAGCGUUCUUGCCAUUCUCUGCAGGAAAGCGAGCUUGUUUGGGAGAGCAGUUGGCGAGGACCGAGCUCUUUCUUUUCUUCACUGCCCUAAUUCAGAAAUUCACUUUCCAGGCUCCAAAGAAUGAGACAUUAAGCCGUGAAUUUAGGGUGGGUCUGGUAUUGUCUCCCCUACCAUACAGGAUAUGCGCAUUCUCUCGCUAAGGGACCCAUCUUAUAGCAUUGCCAUUUCUUUAAAAAGUUGGAUUAGUUUGUGGGGCAGAAACACGCCUGUGGCUUAAUACAAAAUAUGUUAAGCCAGAAUUGAUUAGGACUUCACCCAAGUAAGCAGGUUAGGAUUGCAGCCUGUACCUUUAAAAAAAGUGCAUUCAAUUCACAUUUCCCCCCUCAAGGAAUUCAGGCAACUAUAACUUAAGGCUGCUGGGAAUUGUAGCUCUCUGAAGGGUAAACUACAUUUCCCAUGAUUCUCGGGGGCGUGUAUGAAUGCAAAUAAUAUUGUUUCAUUGUUGAGGACCCAAAUUCUAUUUUUUUAAAAGAUAUUUAUUAGAAUUUUCAAAAAAUUUAUGACAUUAAAACAACAACAAAAA